AUGGCAGACCAAACUCUCUAUUUUCUCAUCAAGCCCUUAUGCGCCAAACUUCUAAGAAAUUCUGACACCUUAGAUUCUACAUCUUGCUAUUGCGAGAUUUCUAUUGGCAGACAAGCCAGAGUCUCCAAAAAUGCUGAAAUUGCUUUAAAGUUUCCUUCAUGGAACGAUGAGCUUCCUUUUCUAAUAAGAAGUGAAGACAAAAUCUCUGUAAAAGUCUGGGACAUCAAGCCUGAUACCAGAAAAGUUAUUUUUGGAGAAGCCACUAUUUUAAGGGAGGAUAUUACUGAUUUAUAUGAAAAUUGGGUCAUUCUCGCAAAAGGAAAAGAAAAUGUUGGGGAAAUGAAACUAAAAAUAGAAAUCUCACAUGAAUGUCCUGAGAAAUAUUCAAAUUUAGAAGCGGAAGAAUCCAAGCAGACGCAAGAAAUUCCAAGUCAGAUGAUAAAUUAUGGAACUCAGCAAGAAACGCAAAUAGAGCAUACGUACAUUCGAUCACAAGCUAGCUCUGAUAUAAAGCCAGUCUACUAUCAGAUGGCAUCAGCUCCUCCACUUCCUUCUGAAGAUUUUCAUGAAUUUGCGCCAUCUCAGAAUUACUCUUAUUCAAGUUUAUUAGAUUUUGAUGCUCCUCAGCCUGUUUCCCAAACUUACAACCUGCCUCAACAGAAAUUCAAUCAAAAUUCAGCUUUUCAAUUUAAUUCUCAAAGCAGUUAUCCUACUCUUGGAGGAGUAUCGCAAACUAAUAGCCAAACUAGUUAUCCAAAUACUGGGUAUAAUACUCCUUAUUUUCCUAAUCAAUCAAAAUAUCCAUCACAAUCAAGCAGCCAGACUAAUCAACAAUAUCCAGGAUUUUAA
Molecule: messenger RNA, 849 nt
Organism: Blepharisma stoltei
Lineage: Eukaryota; Ciliophora; Heterotrichea; Heterotrichida; Blepharismidae
Source: the annotation of a GenBank genome assembly